Neurospora hispaniola is the source of this 1740-nucleotide messenger RNA. Its product is annotated as general substrate transporter. Gene Ontology annotation, biological process: carbohydrate transport; transmembrane transport. The transcript is spliced from 3 exons. Lineage: Eukaryota; Fungi; Ascomycota; Sordariomycetes; Sordariales; Sordariaceae. The coding region runs from base 1 to 1740 and encodes 579 amino acids. The record is from RefSeq and is a predicted model, not a curated record. Gene Ontology annotation, molecular function: carbohydrate:proton symporter activity. Gene Ontology annotation, cellular component: membrane.
AUGUCGUCUCACGGCUCCCAUGACGGGGCCAGCACCGAGAAGCACCUUGCUACUCAUGACAUUGCGCCCACCCUCGACACCAUCAAGAUAGUGCCCAAGGGCCAUGGCCAGACAGCCACAAAGCCCGGUGCCCAAGAGAAGGAGGUCCGCAACGCCGCCCUAUUUGCGGCCAUCAAGGAGUCCAAUAUCAAGCCCUGGAGCAAGGAGUCCAUCCACCUCUAUUUCGCCAUCUUCGUCGCCUUUUGUUGUGCAUGCGCCAACGGUUACGAUGGUUCGCUCAUGACCGGAAUCAUCGCUAUGGACAAGUUCCAGAACCAAUUCCACACUGGUGACACUGGUCCCAAAGUCUCUGUCAUCUUUUCUCUCUAUACCGUUGGUGCCAUGGUUGGAGCUCCCUUUGCUGCUAUCCUCUCUGAUCGUUUUGGCCGUAAGAAGGGCAUGUUCAUCGGUGGUAUCUUUAUCAUUGUCGGCUCCAUUAUUGUUGCUAGCUCCUCCAAGCUCGCUCAGUUUGUCGUUGGCCGCUUCGUCCUUGGCCUCGGUAUCGCCAUCAUGACCGUUGCUGCCCCGGCCUACUCCAUCGAAAUCGCCCCUCCUCACUGGCGCGGCCGUUGCACUGGCUUCUACAACUGCGGUUGGUUCGGAGGUUCGAUUCCUGCCGCCUGCAUCACCUAUGGCUGCUACUUCAUUAAGAGCAACUGGUCAUGGCGUAUCCCCUUGAUCCUUCAGGCUUUCACGUGCCUUAUCGUCAUGUCCUCCGUCUUCUUCCUCCCAGAAUCCCCUCGCUUCCUAUUUGCCAACGGCCGCGACGCUGAGGCUGUUGCCUUUCUUGUCAAGUAUCACGGCAAUGGCGAUCCCAAUUCCAAGCUGGUUUUGCUCGAGACUGAGGAGAUGAGGGACGGUAUCAGGACCGACGGUGUCGACAAGGUCUGGUGGGAUUACCGCCCGCUCUUCAUGACCCACAGCGGCCGCUGGCGCAUGGCCCAGGUGCUCAUGAUCUCCAUCUUUGGCCAGUUCUCCGGCAACGGUCUCGGUUACUUCAACACCGUCAUCUUCAAGAACAUUGGUGUCACCAGCACCUCCCAACAGCUCGCCUACAACAUCCUCAACUCCGUCAUCUCCGCUAUUGGUGCCUUGACCGCUGUGUCCAUGACUGAUCGGAUGCCCCGCCGCGCGGUGCUCAUUAUCGGUACCUUCAUGUGCGCCGCUGCUCUUGCCACCAACUCGGGUCUUUCGGCUACUCUUGACAAGCAGACUCAAAGGGGCACGCAAAUCAACCUGAACCAGGGUAUGAACGAGCAGGAUGCCAAGGACAACGCCUACCUCCACGUCGACAGCAACUACGCCAAGGGUGCCCUGGCCGCUUACUUCCUCUUCAACGUCAUCUUCUCCUUCACCUACACUCCCCUCCAGGGUGUUAUUCCCACCGAGGCUCUCGAGACCACCAUCCGUGGCAAGGGUCUUGCCCUUUCCGGCUUCAUUGUCAACGCCAUGGGCUUCAUCAACCAGUUUGCUGGCCCCAUUGCUCUCCAUAACAUUGGCUACAAGUACAUCUUUGUCUUUGUCGGCUGGGAUCUUAUCGAGACCGUCGCUUGGUACUUCUUUGGUGUUGAAUCCCAAGGCCGUACCCUCGAGCAGCUCGAAUGGGUCUACGACCAGCCCAACCCCGUCAAGGCCUCCCUCAAAGUCGAAAAGGUCGUCGUCCAGGCCGACGGCCAUGUGUCUGAAGCUAUCGUUGCUUAG